UCCAAGAAAGACCCUGUAUUUUCCAUCAGUUGCUCACACAGUAGAAAAAAAGAUGUCUGCCAAGAUUUUGGUAUUUUUGGUCUUCGUUGUUGGUGCUUGUGUUUGUGAAGAUGUCUAUAGUUCUUGUGGCGACAGUUACCAUUGUGUAGAGAAGAGGUUGGUCAAGUUGGUGGAUGGUCUAGAUGGUCAAUCUAAUGUAUCGGUUUUGGGUGAUAUGGUGUCUCUUAGAAAGAAUGAUGAGCAGUUUGAGGCUCCAAGGGCUGAGGAGGAUUUGUUGGAGAGAUGUGCCAGGUUCUUGGCUAACCACGAGAUCCGCUUGAAGCUGCCUUCUGAUGUUUCGAAGAGUUUGAUUCAAGAAUCCCGAAGCAGCAAAAUCAAAAAAAUCCUCCUGCCUCUUCUCGUCCUUCUGAAACUCAAGGGAGCAAUAGUUAUCACAGUUGUACUAGCAGUGAUCGCUCUAGUCUCCUUCAAGGGUCUUGGAGCUAGUCUUAUUGCCCUUGCAAUCUCUGGAGCAACUGGAUUCAAGAGCUUACUGGAGAACCACGCUGCUGGAAGCAAAGUGUACGAAGUUCUGCCAUCUCUUGCUGCAUCCCACUGGAGCAGAGUUGGAGUAGAUCCCAUGUCUUCAGUCUACCCAUCUGCAUUCGCAUGAUAAAGUGAUUUAUUUAUUGUUAUUUAUUUUAUUUAUCUUCAAAGAAAUAUGAAUUUUUUAUU
This is a messenger RNA of Harmonia axyridis, 714 nucleotides long. RefSeq lists its product as uncharacterized. The coding region runs from base 53 to 652 and encodes 199 amino acids. NCBI's taxonomy places the organism in Eukaryota, Metazoa, Arthropoda, Insecta, Coleoptera, Coccinellidae. The transcript has 2 exons. The record is from RefSeq and is a predicted model, not a curated record.